AUGGAGGCGAUCACUUUCGUGCACUUUACAUUUGACAUUUCGACUUUGCAUGCCAGUGUCAAGAGCAAGAGGUGUUGGGGCCUGUCCUCAGCCAAGCAAACCACUCUUGCCUCUAAGGCAGACCCUUUCACAGUUGAAGAAAUACUUGAGAUGCAUCGAAUCCUUUACGAAGGGGAUGAUCUCUGGGAUCGUCUCAUGUGUGGAGUGUCCCUCUACUGCAUCUACGCCAGGUGUCGAUGGAGCGACUUCCAACAUGUUGACUCGCUCUCUCUGGAGUGCAACGACCAGGGCUUUGCAGAGUUCGGCUCAGCUUUCAUCGAUGUGCAUAAGACAAUGAACUUCUCCUCAAAACUUCCGAAGUGUCUCGAGCUAGUUGCGGUAGGCCGUGGCCUCGAUGGCAAAGAUUGGCUCUGUGUGUUCAUGGAGGUUCGAAAGGCUUUAGGCGUCGAGUGCAACAAAGGGUACCCAAGCAUGCCCGCCCCCGACAAAUCUGGCGCCCCGACGGUCAGGGCUUUGGGAUCUGACGAAGCAGGUGCGUGGCUCCGAGAGCUAUUGCCUGGGCGUGAAGGCCGGCGCACCACCUCCCACAGCUUGAAAGCCACUCUGUUGUCUUUUGCAGCUAAGAGAGGGUUAGCUCACACUGACCGGCUGGCCUUAGGCGGGCAUUUCCAUGGGGCUCACAUGGCUGAUGUAUAUGCGCGGGAUGCCUUAGCACGCCCAUUGCGACUUCUGGCGGGCAUGCUGUCUGAAAUCAGGCUAGGAAGGUUUGCACCAGAUGCUGGCAGGGCUGCUCGUUUUCCUGGGCGCACCAAUGAGGAAUUGAUAGGGGCCGAGCUGCCCACAGGUGUCGCCCAUGCUGCUCCCACUGAACCUCAGCCGCUGGGUGAAGUCCAUCUUGGCAGCAGCAAUCGCGACUGCAGCGCUAGGGGUCUUGAAAGCUUCUCUCAGUGGGAUCUAGUCUCCUUGGGGGCACCGUCACAUGCAUCGAGGGCUGAGAAGUCGGAGGCGUGCACUUCCCAUGCGGGAGGUGAAGUCAUGAGUGUCAAAUCGGACGGAACAGAACCUCCGAGUCCCGAUUUUUCUGAGGGUGUUGGCGACCUGAGCUUUAAGCCUGAUCGAGCGCCGCAGGGAUCUUUUGAGAUAGUUCCGGAAGACAUCUCCGAAGUCAAUCCCGAUGACGGUGUCUCCUCUGACGGAGACACGUCGUCGGAAGGCUCCUCAUCCGAGUCGUCUGAUUCUUCUGAGGGAGAAAAUCCGGAGCCCAGGCUGAUGCCCCCGCCUUCGCCUCCUGAAGGUACCUUCUUCAUGCAGCAUCGCAAGCUCAAAACUCUGCAUUUGUUGUUGACCGGGGACCGCAGCUUCACGCUGUGCGGAAGACCGUUGCAAACUGGCGACAGCCCCUUCAUCGAGCCUGGCCGGCUGAGGUAUGAUACCCCAGUGUGCAAGCAGUGCAAGAGAUCCCUAGCUAACCCUGGGCGCGACUGA
Symbiodinium sp. CCMP2592 is the source of this 1485-nucleotide messenger RNA. The record is from the annotation of a GenBank genome assembly. Lineage: Eukaryota; Dinophyceae; Suessiales; Symbiodiniaceae.